Messenger RNA from Galdieria sulphuraria, 1475 nucleotides. RefSeq lists its product as uncharacterized. Gene Ontology annotation, molecular function: telomeric repeat DNA binding. Gene Ontology annotation, cellular component: shelterin complex. The transcript has a single exon. Gene Ontology annotation, biological process: regulation of DNA-templated transcription; telomere maintenance via telomere lengthening. Bases 135 to 1388 code for a protein of 417 amino acids. NCBI's taxonomy places the organism in Eukaryota, Rhodophyta, Bangiophyceae, Galdieriales, Galdieriaceae. The record is from RefSeq and is a predicted model, not a curated record.
CAUUUUGUAUUCGAAUAGAAAUGAGUACUAUCACUUUCUUGAAAGGACAACUUGUAUUGUGGUUAGAGAAUGUGCAAGAAAAUCCUGUUUCUUCCGAGCCCGCUUGAAACGAUCAUUUGCAAAGUUACGAAUUGAUGGAGUCGACCCACAGGGAAAGUGACUAUGCUGUUCACGUCACACCUGAUAACCUUUUUCAGAUAAAUUGCGAGCCUUUACGUUUCUUCGUGGGUCUAAGCAGUCAGAAAAAUCAUGUUGAGCUUUUGAUUAAGAAACGAGGAGGUUUGGUGUUAGGAAAACUUCCUGAAAGUUUCAAAUUGCAAGGAAUGGUCUUGGACUUGGAUGAAAACGGCCUCCCUUGUGACCCUGAACAAGUAAUUGUACUUCUGGAUACAAAUACGAAACUCUCACGCGCUAGCAAGAUGACGGCCAAGUUGACUGAAUGCUUUUCAUUGUCUUACAUAGAAAGCUGUAUAGAGCAAAACAAGCUGCUCAACUUGAACGACUUUAGGAUUGGAAAUAAGUCUAUCCAUUCAAAUUCAAGAGAGAUUAAACAGACCAAAAAAAGGUUCCAUAUUUCGGAGGAACAACUUGAAGCUGUCUCGCCUAGUGAGGAGAGCCAUGCUACUGCGAAGAUUGCUACUUCGACUACUCCAGACUCUGUCAAAAGAUACCGACAAAAGUAUACCCACGAGCAUGACUUGAUCCUGGUGAAUUUCGUUAAAGAAAUGACGAUGAAAUAUCCCGAAGAGAGACCUCUUGGUCAGAAACUAUGGCAAAGGGCAGAAGAAUUGCAAAUACUGGGCCCCUAUCGUUCUUGGCAGUCCAUGAGAGAACGUUUUAAGACUCGACUACAGCCAUAUUUGCAGCGAGGAUCGGCUUCGGUUUCAGCAUGGAAUCAACUGCCCGUGGAUGCUGAAGAUCCUACAUCUUCGGCAUUUGAUGUAGGAAGUACUUCUAGCUUUUCAGAGAGUUAUAAGGAUUUAAAAAAGACUAUCACGGCUUCUGUUUUUCAACGAAAAAGUGUAGAAGAGUCGGAGAGGCAAAUGCAAGCAACUGAAAUUUCAUUUGCCGAGCAACAAGAGAAGUCAGAUAUCAUGUUAGGCAUUAAUAUCGUCUCGGGACAACCCACUUAUCUCACGGAAGCAAGCCAUUUCCCGAAUCUUCUAUCGACAAAUAACUAUAAAGAUGAUACACAUUUCUGUCGUAAACUACUCUAUGAUGAAGAGAACAAGGCAUUGAAUUGCGAGCAAGAGCGACUUGUGCAAAAAGUUGUUCGAGAACUAAGUAAUAAAUAUCUUGUACCCGAAAGGCGAGUUUGUGUUGCGCUAUUGGAUGCUAAUGGCUCAGUGGACUUAGCAGUUAAGUUUCUUAAUUCCCGCACGGUUUGAUCAGCUUUGCUCUUUCGUAAAUUUUGCAUUCAUUGCAAUUCUUUUACAUCUUAGUUUUUUAAGGAUAUGUAAUGGUUUCUAAAUGAU